CAAAGCGAGCCCGCCGCAGGAGGGUUUUAUUCUCUCGAGUUGCUCCACUCCGGCAGCUUCAGCCGCCGCCGAUCUGUCCUCCGUUUGCGGCAGCGAUGGCGCUCUCCUCCUCCUGCUCGCACCACCUCCUCCGCCCCCUCCUCCGCGGCUUCCACGCCUCCAGGCAGGCCCUUGCGCGAGCGGAGCCGCACGAGUUCUCCAAGCCCAGCGGCUACCUGGGCAGCUGGGAGCCCGCGGGCGAGCCCCGGGAGGCGUGGGCGCGGCUGGAGCGGCUGCGCAAGGGGUACGCGCGCGACGUGCGGGGGCUGCGGCGGCAGUACGCCUACGAGGUGCAGCUCCUGGAAGCCGAGCGGCAGCGCAAGGCCGAGGCCCGCGCCGAGGCCGCCCGUGUCGCCAACGAGGAGCGCAAGGCCGCCAAGGCCGCCGCCGCGCAGACGCGCGCGGCCGAGCGGCGCGCGUUCGAGCAAGACUUCCGCCAGGCCCUUAUGAAAGAAAGAGUUGAGAAGCUGGAGAGCUGGAGGAAAAAGGAGAAGCUCAAGGAGCAGAAGAAGGCAGAGCACAAGGAGCUCCUGCGCAAGAAGAGCAGUAUGUGGGUUGCUGAGGGUAAACUGGAAGAGAAAAUACUCGAGGCUAUCGUGCAUACUACACCCCUUUGAGGCUGAUGCUGUGAGGAAAUUUGCUAAUGAUGUAGUGGUGGACAUUUGGAAUCUUUACAGUUAUUCCCUCUGAGAACUACCUUGUACUCCAGUCAGCAAUAAAAACAUAUUUUGCAAAUCAGCUUUGUGUUAUGUAUUAAUUGUUAGUCUGGAUUCACAUCAAUUUUCUUUUGAGGUUUUGGAAUUGACGUUGUCAAAUAGAGAGACAUAGCUCUCCCUAAACUAUUGAAUUCUACGCAGAUGAAAUUAUAGCAGGUGAUACUCUAA
Molecule: messenger RNA, 923 nt
Organism: Phragmites australis (common reed)
Lineage: Eukaryota; Viridiplantae; Streptophyta; Magnoliopsida; Poales; Poaceae
Exons: 3
Coding region: 96-656 (186 amino acids)
Source: RefSeq, a predicted model, not a curated record